Oryctolagus cuniculus (rabbit) is the source of this 3666-nucleotide messenger RNA. It is a transcript of the gene NME7, whose product is annotated as NME/NM23 family member 7. Gene Ontology annotation, biological process: GTP biosynthetic process; UTP biosynthetic process; CTP biosynthetic process. The record is from RefSeq and is a predicted model, not a curated record. Lineage: Eukaryota; Metazoa; Chordata; Mammalia; Lagomorpha; Leporidae. Gene Ontology annotation, cellular component: axonemal microtubule; centrosome. Gene Ontology annotation, molecular function: nucleoside diphosphate kinase activity; ATP binding.
GCAAGAGGCGGGAGGCGUCCUGUCGCCCCAGGAGACAGCGUGAAGGGGCGGAUCUGUCAAUGAGCUGGGCGUCACUGCGAGGACUCCCAGCCACUAGGGACGAAGGGGCUGACCGCUGACGUCUCCCGGGGUGUCCGGCAGGGGGCGGGGCCCUGUUGCCAGAGUAACCGGAUGAUGGUGUGGAUGGCGGUGCCUUCCUGGGGCAACUCGGCUUCCUCGUGCUGAGAUCCUGAAACUAUGAGUUACAGUGAAAGAUUCGUUUUCAUUGUGGAGUGGUAUGAUCCAAAUGCUUCACUUCUUCGGCGCUAUGAGCUUUUGUUUUACCCAGGGGAUGGAUCUGUUGAAAUGCAUGAUGUGAAGAAUCAUCGCACCUUUUUGAAGCGGACCAAAUAUGAUGACCUGCGCUUGGAAGAUUUAUUUAUUGGCAACAAAGUGAAUGUCUUUUCUCGACAAUUGGUGUUAAUUGAUUAUGGAGAUCAAUAUACAGCACGCCAACUGGGCAGUAGGAAAGAAAAAACAUUAGCCCUCAUCAAACCAGAUGCAGUAUCAAAGGCUGGAGAAAUAAUUGAGCUGAUAAACAAAUCUGGAUUUACUAUAACCAAACUCAAAAUGAUGGUGCUUUCAAGAAAAGAAGCAAUGGAUUUUCAUGUAGACCACCAAUCAAAACCCUUUUUUAAUGAGCUGAUCCAGUUUAUUUCAAGUGGUCCUAUAAUUGCCAUGGAGAUUUUAAGGGAUGAUGCCAUAUGUGAAUGGAAAAGACUACUUGGACCUGCAAACUCUGGGGUGGCACGUACAGAUGCUUCUGGAAGCAUUAGAGCCCUCUUUGGAACUGAUGGCAUAAGGAAUGCAGCUCAUGGCCCUGAUUCUUUCACUUCAGCUGCCAGAGAAAUGGAGUUGUUUUUUCCUUCGAAUGGAGGUUGUGGACCAGCAAAUACUGCUAAAUUUACCAAUUGCACCUGUUGCAUUAUUAAGCCCCAUGCUGUCAGUGAAGGACUCCUGGGAAAGAUCCUGAUGGCUAUUCGAGAUGCAGGAUUUGAAAUCUCAGCCAUGCAGAUGUUCAAUAUGGACCGGGUUAAUGUUGAAGAAUUCUAUGAAGUUUAUAAAGGAGUAGUGUCUGAGUAUAAUGAGAUGGUGACAGAAAUGUAUUCUGGUCCUUGUGUAGCACUGGAGAUUCAACAGAAUAAUGUUACAAAGACAUUUCGAGAAUUCUGUGGACCUGCUGAUCCUUUUGCAAACAUCAUUGAGAAGUGAACAGAGGGCCUACGCUGUGGCACAGUGGGUUAACGCCCUGGCCUGAGGCGCCGACAUCCCAUGUGGGCGCCGGUUCGAGACCUGCCUGCUCCACUUCCUGUCCAGCUCUCUGCUCUGGCCCGGGAAAGCAGUGGAGGGUGCCCAAGUCCUUGGGCCCCUGCACCCACGUGGGAGACCGGGAAGGGCUCCUGGCUCCUGGCUUUGGAUCGGCACAGCUCCAGCCGUUGUGGCCAUCUGGGAUUGAACCAUCAGAUGGAGGACUUCUCUCUGCCUCUCCUCUCUGUGUAACUCUGACUUUCAAAUAAAUAGAUAAAUAAAUCUUUGGCCAGCGCCGUGACUCACUAGGCUAAUCCUCCGCCUGCGGCGCUGGCACCCCAGGUUCUAGUCCUGAUUGGGGUGCCAGAUUCUGUCCCGGUGCCCCUCUUCCAGUCCAGCUCUCUGCUGUGGCCCAGGAAGGCAGUGGAGGAUGGCCCACUAGGAGGAAGCACCUGGCUCCUGGCUUCGGAUCGGCGCAAGCAAGUUGGGGAUUGAACCAACAGAAGAAAGACCUUUCUCUCUGUCUCUCUCUCUCUCACUGUCUAGCUCUGCCUGUCAAAAAAAGAAAAAAAAAAGUGAACAGAAAUUUAAGUCAGUCUGUAAAUUAUUGAAGGUGUUGGAUUUUUUUUUUCUGAUUUCUCCAUCUGAUCAAUAGGAAUAUAGCUUAUCUAUUCUUCUAAAUACCAGACUGGAUGAGAUUAUGUAUAAAUAACUUCUGUUUCUGGCUUCACUAGAUUCAGGCUAAAAAACAAAAGCCACUGUAACUCAUUUCUAGUCACCUGAAUUAUCUGGUCUUUUCCUCAUUUUUGUUCUUGAAGAGCAGAUGUAGUUUUCCCAAAGAACUCAAAUUCAAUGGGUAUCAUAUUUCAGUGUCAAGAAUUAUGCAUACAAUAGUUCCUCUUAUCCAUGGCCCCACUUGUCACAGUUUUAGGUACCCAAAGUCAUCGAUGGUCCAAAAAUAAUGUGGAAAAUUGCAGAAAUAAAUCACAAGGUUUAAAAAAAAAGUUUGCUUACUAUUUAAUAGGCAGAGACACAGAGAGGGAGAGACAGAGAUCUUCCUUCCACUGGUUCAUUCCUAAAAUGGCCGCAACAUCUAGGACUGGGCCAGGCUGAAACCAGGAGACAGGAACUCCAUCUGGUUCUCCCACGUGGGUGGCAGGGGCCCAAGUACUUGAGCCCAAGUACUUGACAGCUGGGAUUCAGUGCAGCACUCUGAUAUGAGAUGCUGGCCUUGCAAGUGACAGCUUACCCCACUGGCCACAACACUGGCCCCCAUUCCUAAGUUUUAAAGAACUUUUAUUAUAGUAUGUUACAAUUUUCCAUUGCAUUAUUAUUAACCUCUUACUGUGCCUAAUUUAUAAAUUAAACUUUAUCAAAGGUAUGUAUGUAUAAGAACAAACUGCAUUCCUGUAGUGUUUGUACUAUCUGCGGUUUCAGGCAUCCACUGGGGCUCUUGCAACAUAUGCCUUAGGGGUUAGCGGGACUUCUAUAUACUUAAUGUAAGCCUUUUAGUUAAUAUAAACCCUGUAAAGUAAUUCCUUGGCUUUUUUGAUGGAAUUCCAAAGUGGGGCAAUAAAUGUUAUCAACAGGCAAGGAUUCUGUGUCUCCAGGCUUUAAUGGCAACCAAAAACACCAUGCUGCUUUCCACAGAGAGUGAGUUCUUGAUCUCCCUUGUCUACCCAAAUAGAGAAUGCAUUAAAGGUAAUCCUGGGAGAUUAUGUUUACUUGGAACAUUGGUCUAAAUUUUCUCUGUCUCUUUUUUUAAUGUAUUUAUUUGAGAGAUACACAGAGACAGAAGCCACCCAUCCAUCACUCCCCAAAAUCCUAAAUCAACGGGUGCUGGGUGCCAGCUGAGCCAGGAGUCAGGAACUCAAUCCAGGUGUCCCAUGUGGGAGUCAGAAAACCAAUUACUUGAGUCAUCACCACUGUCUCCCAAGGUCUGCAUUAGGAGGAAGCUGGAGUCAAAAGCUGGGUUUCAAACCCAGGUACUCCUCUUAACCUCCAGUAGGACUAAACUCACUUCUCUGGUUGCUUUGAUGAAGAGUUCAUUUGCUUCCUUCUUGAGAAAUAUAAAUCGUUUCUUUGAACCAUAGCCUAUACUUUUUUUUUAAUUCCUUUUCUCCCCAGACUCCCUAAUCUCAGUCAAUCUCAGUCCAUGCUUUACAAGUGAAAUUAGGCAAACUAAAAGAUAAUAUCUUUGUUCUCUGAGAAAUAUUUUCAAAAAUUUUUUAUUUUCUUCCUAGUUAUAGAAGUGAUUCAUGUUUUUUAUCGCAUUGUCCCAAAAAAAGCAAAAUUAAGGAAAUUAUGGAAAAGAGCCAACAAAACAAAAAUUAUAGAACUGUAAUUGUUUUGUCUGCUUCCCAGAAAUAUUGUGAACAC